Molecule: messenger RNA, 4130 nt
Organism: Alosa sapidissima (American shad)
Lineage: Eukaryota; Metazoa; Chordata; Actinopteri; Clupeiformes; Clupeidae
Product: aminopeptidase N-like
Exons: 21
Coding region: 30-2921 (963 amino acids)
Biological process (GO): proteolysis; peptide catabolic process
Cellular component (GO): cytoplasm
Molecular function (GO): zinc ion binding; metalloaminopeptidase activity; peptide binding
Source: RefSeq, a predicted model, not a curated record
CUUGUCCUUCUCGGCUUCAGCAGUAAGCCAUGGCAGCGAAAGGGUUCUUCAUCAGCAAGGCGGUCGGGGUAGUAGGCAUCAUCCUGGGCGCUGGGGCCGUGGCCACCAUCAUUGUCCUGUCCGUUGCCUACAGCCAGGAGAAGUCCAAGAAUGUUGAGGUAAACCCCACCACCACCACCACCACCGGCGUACCUGUCACCACCCCAGCCCUCAAUGAGCCGUGGCACCAGUACCGGCUGCCGGACUCCAUACUGCCGGACAGCUACGAGGUCACCCUGUGGCCGCGGCUGACGGAAAACUCAGUCGGCCUGUACAUCUUCACCGGCGACUCUGAGGUCACCUUCAGGUGUGUGAAGGAGACCGACCUCAUCCUCAUCCACUCCAACAAGCUCAACUUCACGGUGAAUGGCAACAGCAAGCUGGCCACGCUGACCGCCGAGGACGGCUCAACGCCCCCAGCCAUCACAGACACCUGGCUGGAGGUGCGGACUCAGUACCUGGUGGUCAAACUGAACGGUAAUCUGAAGGUCGGCCAGCGCUACGUGCUGCGUACUGAUUUCACAGGGGAGCUGGCAGAUGACCUGGGUGGCUUCUACAGGAGCGUUUACAUGGAGGAUGGCGUGGAGAAGGUGGUGGCUACGACUCAGAUGCAACCCACCGAUGCAAGGAAAGCCUUCCCGUGCUUUGAUGAGCCGGCCAUGAAGGCCAUCUUCAACAUCACCCUCAUCCACCCACGGGGCACUGUGGGCUUGUCUAACGGCAUGGACAUCGAGACUGUGAACGUGACUAUUGAUAAAAUGGAGGUUACCAGGACUAAAUUUGCCCCAACACCAAAAAUGUCAACUUACUUGCUGGCAUUCAUUGUCAGUGAUUAUGAUUAUAUACAAGCAAUGGAAGGAGAUGUUUCGAUCCGUAUCUUUGCACGCAGAAAGGCCAUCGCAGCAGGACAGGGCGAGUAUGCCCUUAACGUGACCGGACCCAUCCUCAAAUUCUUCGAGACAUAUUACAAUGCUACUUACCCACUGAAAAAGUCAGACCAGAUUGCCCUGCCCGACUUUAACGCCGGAGCCAUGGAGAACUGGGGCCUGAUCACCUACAGGGAGACGGCCCUGCUCUACGACCCCGACGUGUCUUCCAACGGCAACAAGGAGAGGAUCGCCACCAUCAUAGCGCACGAGCUCGCACACAUGUGGUUUGGAAACCUUGUGACCCUGAAGUGGUGGAAUGACCUCUGGUUAAAUGAAGGCUUUGCGUCUUAUGUGGAGUAUCUGGGCGCCGACUACGCAGAGCCAGCGUGGGGCGUUAAAGACCUGAUUGUCCUGGGAGACGUGCACAGAGUGUUUGCAGUGGACGCCCUGGCCUCCUCUCAUCCCUUGUCCUCCAAAGAGGAGGAGAUCCAAAGACCUGAGCAGAUCAGUGAGCUCUUUGAUGCCAUCUCCUAUAGCAAGGGGGCUUCUGUUCUAAGAAUGCUAUCCAACUUCCUCUCUGAAGAUGUCUUUGUAAUAGGACUGAGUACGUACCUGAACCAGUUUGCCUUCAGUAACACUGUCUACACUGACCUGUGGAACCACCUGCAAGCAGCCGCUGAGAAGACUGGAACCAAGUUGCCAGCAACAGUCCAUGACAUCAUGAACCGCUGGGUCCUCCAGAUGGGCUUCCCUGUGGUCUCCAUAGAUACCGCCACUGGAACUGUAACCCAACAACACUUCCUGCUGGACCCUGACUCUGUUGUGGACAGGCCGUCUGAGUUCAAUUAUACAUGGUAUGUGCCCAUUACAUGGCAGAAGAACUCUGUGAAAGGUGCAGACUUUUGGCUGCUGGAAAAAUCAGAUUUGAAUAAUGACCUUAAGACAACUAGCGCUGAUCAGUGGGUGCUGGCCAACCUCAAUGUGACAGGAUACUACAGAGUCAAAUACGAUGAUGCAAAUUAUGCGAGGCUUCAGAAUCAACUCACAAUGGCUCAUGAACUUAUUCCAGUGAUCAAUAGAGCCCAACUUAUCGAUGAUGCUUUUAAUCUAGCAAGAGCGAAACUCGUGCCAACAACACUACCUCUGGAGAUGACCAAGUAUUUGAACAAUGAGAGAGAGUAUAUGCCAUGGGAGUCUGCUCUGGACAACCUGGACUUCUUCUACCUGAUGUUCGAUCGCACGGAGAUCUACGGCCUCCUGCAGACGUAUAUCAUGAAACAAGUGGAGCCCCUCUUUAACCACUACAAGGACAUCACUGCGGACUGGACCAAAGUACCAGAACGGCACACUGACCAGUACAACCAGGUGAAUGCUCUGAGGAUGGCCUGUAGCACAGGGAUUGAAGCAUGCACUGACCUGGUCACUAAAUGGUACGGUAGCUGGAUGAACAACACACAGAACAACCCGAUCCAUCCCAACCUACGGUCUGUAGUCUACUGCAGUGCCAUUGCCGCUGGUGGAGUGAAAGAAUGGGACCAUGGCUGGAAGAUGUUUAAAGAGGCAACCAUCGCCAUCGAGCAGGACAAGCUCAGGGCUGCCCUAGCCUGCGCUUCACAGCCUUGGCUCCUGAACAGGUACCUGGAGUACACCUUGAAACCAGACAUGAUUCGGAAACAGGAUGCUACUUCUACUAUUGUCUACAUUGCCAAUAAUGUGGUGGGCCAACCUCUGGCUUGGGACUUCAUGAGAGCAAACUGGGUGUACAUUUUCAAUGAGUAUGGAGGUGGAUCUUUCUCUUUCUCAAAUCUAAUCAAUGGUGUGACCAAAAGAUUUUCUACAGAAUUUGAACUGAAACAGCUCCAGCAGUUCAAGCAGGACUACGCCGAUGUGGGCUUUGGAUCAGGCACCCUGGCUGUGGAGCAGUCUAUUGAGAGAACACAGGCCAACAUCAAAUGGGUAGCAGAAAACAAAGUCAUUGUGGAAACGUGGCUUAAAUCGGCAAUUUCACCGUAAUCUAUAUUACAAGGGAUCACAUUGUCCCCGGAGCAACUUGAGGUUAAGUGCGUUGCUCAAGAGCACAACGGUGGAAGCUGGGAAAUGAACCCACAACUUUCAGGCUGCUGCACGCUAGCCCAGCUCCUUAACCACUACACUACCACCGCCCUACGUACACUACCACCGCCCUACAAUCCGCCCAGUAUAUCCAGUUCUUCUCUGUAGAGCCUUUACAUAAGGCUAUUGACGUCUUGCACAAAUUGAACAUCUAACUGUGAUGUGUUUCUUACUUUUCUUAUUACCUUUCCUUCCCCGUGGGAGACUAUGGCAGCCCAUAGAACCGUCUGGUAAAAAGUUGUGAAAUUUGGCACACUGAUACGGGACAGUCCCAUGAUUCUUUUUACCAAGUUUCAUGUCUGCACCUCGAGCGAUCUAGCACCACCAACAUGCCAUGUGUUCACGCACACAACUUUUUAGCCUGACAUAGCCAUACUCAAUUCUAUUUAGAAUUUGAGUCUACUGCAUGCAAUCAGAGCAAUGAAAUAACCUACCGUUAAUCCUGUAGGCCAGCCCAUGCCUUACAAAUGCAUUAUGAAUCCAUUUGCAAAAGCUUUCGUCCCGUGACAGGAAGUCAUAUCUCUGCAAAACUGUCAUGUAUCAAAACCAAGCUCGGUACAUGGACAUUGGAACCCCAUUGUAAGGACGCACAAGACAUUUGGUGACCUUUGACCUCUGAGGGCUGCCACAAUUAAUGCAUUUUGGCUUGUAACUGAUGAUGUGUUUGAAUUUACUAGCUGUAUCUGUUAAUGCUGUGGAAGGUCCCAAGUACUUGAUCGGGCCAUCAUGUUCGAUUGCUAGAAACACGAAAGCAUUUUCACAGAUCACAAAUUUUGUCCGUAUGUCACGAAACUUUGCACAGAUUAUCUUCAGACUAAGCCUCAUAAAAGUUAUUUUAAAUAAUCAAAAGCGUUCGCCCAUCACAGCCAAUCAAAAUCAGCGGUGAAGCCACCAAACAGGAAGUGACCUUAUAUCUCAGCCAAUCUUUGGUUGCUUGACAUUAAACUUGCUGUGAGUGCUUACUGCCAUGAGUCUGAUGUGUGGCAACUCCAGCCUGCUGGGCUGCUAUUUUAAAGUGUAUUUUUGAUACAAGUUUGAUAAUAUUUGUAACAGUUGCUUGUGGUCAAAAUUGACAUAAAUAAUUGUCUAAUAAAAUGUUGUUGAACUGUG